AUGGCGGCGUCGGCGGCCCUGUCUGCGGCGGGGGCGGCGGCUGCCGUGUCGGGCCUGGCGAUGCGCCUGUCUCGCUCGGCUGCGGCCCGCGGCUCGUACGGCGCCUUCUGCAAGGGGCUCACGCGCACGCUGAUCACCUUCUUCGACCUGGCCUGGCGGCUGCGCAUGAACUUUCCCUACUUCUACAUCGUGGCCUCGGUGAUGCUCAACGUCCGCCUGCAGGUGCGGAUCGAGUGAGCGCCCGCGACCACCGCGCGGCCGCGACGGCAGGGGCGCCAGCAUGAAGCUCCGCGGGGCCCAAGGCCGCCAGCACGCGGCGGGGGAAGGAGAAGGGGCGGCCCGGGCCCCCGGACCCUAGACCUCGACGGAGGUCACGGCCACCGAGCCCCAAGCCCCGGCUCUGGUCACCCACGUCGCGGCCGGUGACGAACUGCACAGAAACUCGCGAAACGGGCCCUUUCCAUCGAACUCGAGAAAAUGACUUGAGUGCGGCCGACCUGUUGCCUCACCUUGGCCGAAGUGGGGAGCAGAAGGAAGAAAUUCUGCAGCAGGAACGUGAACGACUGGCCCUGACCAAAGAGGCUGCCCCUGGGCCCAGCAUCACACAGGAGAGUCUCCUCUGGAUGGGCCUGCACUGGUCCUGGAGCCCUUGGCUUGCGCUGUUGACUGACGCACCAGGAGCGGUGCUGAUGGGAGGCGGGAGAGACCCUGGCCCUCCCCCCACACCGGUCCCACAUCUACUCGGGCGGUGGUUGCUCAUGGUCCAUGCACUCAGAGUUCCUGGGGCUGAGGACCCCAGCAGCCUGGUUGCCCCCAGGACAGAGUGGCCAAGCCUCACACCACAUGCCCUCCUCAGCUGCCCAGCUGGAGCCCGGGUCCCAGGUGAGGAUCUCUGCCUGCCUCACCCUGGGGCCGGAGGCUGCACCGCUGUCACCACGUGCCCCCAACAGAUGCCCACCGUCGGGGCCUGAUGGCUUCCUUCCUUGUGCCAAGUCACCCGGGGGCCCUGGUCCAGGUGGCCCUCCUCCAGCCCAACUGUGCCCACCCAGGGCCACUUCUGGGAGCCUGCCAGCCUGCGGACGGCAUCCCCGGAGCUCUGGGGACAGCCUCUGAGAGACUGUGCCGCGGGGCUGCACGGGAGGAGAGCAGCAGAGGACGAGGGGCCUCCUUGGGGCUGAUUCGCAGACGCGCCCAUUUCAAGCCCAGCUCUCACCCUCCGGGUGGCUCGAUGCCCAGCUCCAGCGUCUUGAUGGCCAGCCUGAGAGGGCCUGAGAAUGGCACAGAGGAGGCUCUUCGCUGACCGUGUGGGUGCCCGUGUGUGAGUGCACAUGUAUGAGUGUGUGCAGAUGUGCGGGUGUGAGCGUGUGUGUGAGUGAACGUGUGGGUGUGAGCAUGUGUGUGAGUGCUUGUGCACACACACAAGUGGCUGUGCGUUGCACUGGGUGCUGUUGAGCAGUGAGCUGUGCAGGGUGCCCUGUCCUCCCUGGGCUCGGGGCUCAGCCAGCGCUGCCUGGGGCUGCUUCCAAACAGGGAGAAAGCGGGCUGGAGGCCCAGGGGCC
Mesoplodon densirostris (Blainville's beaked whale) is the source of this 1559-nucleotide messenger RNA. RefSeq names its product small integral membrane protein 10-like protein 2A. The record is from RefSeq and is a predicted model, not a curated record. Bases 1 to 237 code for a protein of 78 amino acids. The transcript has 2 exons. Lineage: Eukaryota; Metazoa; Chordata; Mammalia; Artiodactyla; Ziphiidae.